AUGGGUGGCAGGUUGCCAAUGGCAGACAAGUUCAGGGCAGGCUAACAGCGAGUGAGUAUGGCAGACGUUCUGAACAAAGUUCCCGACGUUGAAAUAGAUUCCGACGGAAAGUUCAAAUACAUACUGGUGAGGUUAAAAGUGAAAGAUGGAGAGGCUCACAAAGACAUUGUUAGAGGCACGAAAAGUGCAGAAUUCCACAACCACAUCUUUGAAAAGGUGAAUCCAGCCAUGCAAGCCCUUGGGCUGGAAUGUGUCUGUCUUGGGGGAGGCAAGAUUGAACAUAGCAAUCAAGAGAAGAAGCUGCGAGUGUUUGGAGAAUCAACUGGCUAUGGAAAGGCUGAUCAUGCCGUGACCGUGGAGAAGCUGAAACCAGUAUUCAAAGACUAUGAAAUAACCUGGUCUGAUGAUAAGAAAUAAGAUUGAUCUAUUUCUGUACUUCUCUUUAGGGAUUGCUAAUCACAGCUGAAGCCAUUUGAAAGGCUAGUGCUGUUCCCAAGAGCCCACUGGACAUAAAAAAGGAUAUAGUUAAAUGUUGUGUUAAUGAAUGAAUCAUUGUCUCAAA
Alosa alosa (allis shad) is the source of this 562-nucleotide messenger RNA. RefSeq lists its product as uncharacterized. The record is from RefSeq and is a predicted model, not a curated record. Gene Ontology annotation, molecular function: protein histidine phosphatase activity. Lineage: Eukaryota; Metazoa; Chordata; Actinopteri; Clupeiformes; Clupeidae. Gene Ontology annotation, cellular component: cytosol. The transcript has 3 exons. Bases 58 to 417 code for a protein of 119 amino acids. Gene Ontology annotation, biological process: peptidyl-histidine dephosphorylation.